AGUAGGAUUUGGUGUUACGCACGCCUUGGGAAGUGUAGUACUCUUCCUCCGGCAUGUCUCCCCAGAAAUACGGCGGCGGUGUCGCCGGAGCUGAAUUGUUUGACUUCUCCGCCUCAGACGACAUCGUUUUCGUUUUCUUUUCUUCUUCUCUACUGAAUUUGGUUGGUGGAGUCUGGGAAAGUGAACGCACGAAGGAGAUUAAUGAGAAUAUAUAUACAAGAAACAGUUAAAGAGUUAUGUGUUCUGCCGUUUCUGACAAUGUAAGAAAAGGAGAAUUAUCAUGCCCCUUUUAGUAAAUAAUUAAAUCUUAUAUUUAACAAACUAUUAUUAUAACUUUGUAAAAAAAUAAGAAAAGCAAUAACUAUUUUAUACAUCAAAGUUAAAAACAUUUAAUCUUUUCUAAACUAGAAAACAAUCUAAAACAUUUUUUUUUUGGAAACACAAUCUAAAACAUUUAACACUUGAAAAUUGAGACAAUGUAAUUUUCUAAAUGACUUUGAUUCUGUUAUUGAGAAUGAUAUUUUAUUAAUUUUACAAUAAUUUAAAUGUAAUAAAAUAUGAUUAAAUUUAAACAACUUAAAAAAAUAGGAGGGGUAAAUGAUUGAUUUCUUCAGCUCACCAACUACGCUGGGGUGGGCUCGGAUAAGGUUUGGUGGGGUCAGUAGAGUUGGUGCGGAAAGUUGGUGUGAGGAUCCGACCCGACUUGACCUGGUUCAUGUCGGAUAAGUCAUUUGUUCACCUACCCCGAUUCGGUUCGCUAGUAUGAGCCUACCUAACUUAGCCACCUAACCCCAUAGAUUUGUACCGUCGGUCCGGUUUUAUUUCAGCCCGAGUCUUGGGGAAUAAUUAAACAGUAGGCAUUUAUAUGUUUUAAAACCCAUUGGGCCUUCUUCUCGUAGGCCAUUGAUUAAACUUCUCUUUCCAGACAAAACCUAUAGUUCAUCUUCAUAAUUGUGACCCAGUUCAUAUGCUAAAUGUUUCUAUUACUAUUGCAUUGAUUGAAAAUUAAAAUGUAACAUUGGCCUUGAUUCCGAAAUUUUUUAGAAGUUAUAUGCAUAAUAGUUCCCGAAAUCUAAGAUUUGGUCCUAGAAUACUCUGCAGACCAAUCGAAAGAAACUGAUUGAUAAAAAGAUAAGAUAAUUUGAUACGAAAAGGAUAUGUAAAAAAAGUAAUCAUAAGAAAUAAUGACAAAUUUAAUAUCUAUGGGAACCUAUAAAAUAUAUUCAAAUAUGUAGCUUCCUCGUAUAUUACUGACACCCGUUAUUGGAAAAGUACACAAAUCGGUGUACCAUAUCAUUCAUUUAUUUUAGCAGGAACAUGCAUGGGAACACAAUUACUACUCCCUCCGUUUUUUAAUAUAAGUCGUUUUACAGCUAUAUACGUAGAUUAAGAAAACUUUUAAUUUUUUAUAUUUUCUAAACAAAAACAUCAUUAACUAUUUAUCUAACCACAAUUCAACCAAUAAAAAAAUAUAAGAUAUAUUAUCAUUGGUCAUACAAUAUUAAUUAUUAAUAAAUUUUACAUAGAAAACCGAAAACGACAUAUAAUUUGGAACAAAAAAGUUUUUCUAAAACGACUUAUUAUAAAAAACGGAGGGAGUAUUAAUUAUUGACGUAUUAUUCUGUUAGUUAUUUGAAAAUAAAAAUGUUUACUUUUUAAUAUAAAGAUCCCGUGAUUGAUGUCAAAAAGAUUCUGUAAUUAUCUAGUCAUAGACAACAUAUUGAUUUGUUCCGCCAGCUAGAUGGCUUCAUAAUUAUUGGUUUUGAUUUUUUAUUUCUCAACUAUUGAUCUCAACUAUACGAACAAACUUAUAUUCUCUCUGGCAAAAUGAUUUUUAUAUUUUCAUAAAUUAAUAUUUUAUAAAAAUAAAUUAGAUUUUAUCAAACUAUAAAAUUAUUAAUGGUAUAACAAAAAUAAUAUUUUUAUGAUGUACUAAUCAGUGUGUUGUGUGUGAGAAGUAAAAAUCUGUUUAAUAUGAAACGGGAGAUAAUAUAUAUAUUCAAGUUCUUUAAAACAUUUUUUUCGUCAACGAACUGUAUAUACAAAUUAAAAAAAUGAUGGAUGUCUGUUAAUUAUAAAAGAAAAAAAGAAAGAGAAUGAAAGUCAGGAUUCAUCAAACUAAAAACAAAGACAGAAGACAGAAGAAGAAGGCUGGAGUAACCUAACAUUCACAUGCUUCUUCUUCAAUGUGCCACUCUUCCUCCAACACACUUAUCAUUUCUUGUCUCUGCUGUCUUUUGGGUCCAUCAAUCAUUUAAAUAUUUCCCCACUCAUAAAUUUACUUUAUCUUACAACUCAUCCAAUAUUUUAAUUACACGACAAGUAGGCUUCAAAACAUAUAUACUUUUGUCUGAAUAUUAUGUUUUGAAGCAACAAAAACAAACUUUGAAAAACGUUCUGAUCUCCGGAGAAUGCUCUGCGCUUCUCCACCGUUACUGUCAAUAAGAACAAAGAGGGCGGGAAAAUGGCGGCGUGGAAGUCAUGGAUUGUGGCGGAGAAAGCUCGGAGAUGCUUAAGGACCAUAUUCUUUGUGGCAGCAAUGACGGCAUCUCUGUUAGCUUCGUCGUUGCCCGUUCUGAUCACCGUGGCUGAUGUGGUUAUUCCUUGUCUUAUCGUCUCCAGCAUCACGUGCCUCACGUGUCACUCCGCCGCAGAACAUCUUCGUCAGUAUAGUUUCAAGACCUCUUUCAUUGAUGUACCACUCAUCUCGCUCCUGAGAUCUCUCGCCAUUAUCUGUCUCUCUUGUUUAUGUGAAGACGCAAGAUUGGCUUAUGGUCCUUAUCUUGAAACAGUGAUGUCACUUUCCUUUGGAGGGUUUCUUCUUCUUUUGGUUAAAGCUUUUGUGUUCACUAUGAAACCUCACAUGGAAGGAAAUGUCUAUAACCUCAAGAUCUCAUGGGCAAUGCCGGUUUUGUUACUAUCAUCAGCACUUUUCGGUUUAGCUCAUGUUGUGAUAGCUUAUAGAAAAACUUGUGGAGCAAGAAAGAAGCUCAUGUACCAUAAGAUUGACCAAGAAGCUGUUCUCUCGUCUAAAUCUGGUUUCUUGGGCUACAAGAAAGCUCAUCGCCAGUCUUUCACACGAUCAAACUGCAAAAUUUUAACCUUUGCCGGCGAUUUCAGACAAAACUCUUUCAGGGAAACAACUUUGGAUAGAGAAGAGGUGAUACAACCAAGACUUCUUGCAAAUGCAGACAGUUUGUUCAUCAAGAUCCAAGGGUUAAAUGUUCAUUACAAGAAGUGUUCUGCAGUGGAAGUGAAUGCAAGAAAGGUUAGACAACUAGACAAGCAGAUGUCAAACUUAGUAGUGCAAACUCAAAGCAAUCAUUUGCAUAGAAGCUACACCAUUCAGCCUGAUAGAUCCUCUUUGUAUGAUCCUCUGUUAGCGACUUAUCCAACUACACCCAUCAGCUUGUUCAACAAGGAUGAUAUGAAUCCUGGUGAUGAUCUGGAGAGAAAUGAGAAUGUUGGUGUAGUUCUAGUCCAUGGAUUUGGAGGAGGAGUCUUCUCUUGGAGACAUGUUAUGGGAGAGUUGUCUCUUCAGCUUGGUUGCAGAGUGGUUGCAUAUGACCGACCUGGUUGGGGCUUGACCUCUAGACUUGUACAGAAAGAUUGGGAAGAAAGAAACUUACCUAACCCCUACAAGCUUGAAAGCCAGGUGGAUCUACUACUUUCUUUUUGUACCGAGAUGGGGUUUUCGUCAGUGGUACUAGUUGGCCAUGAUGAUGGUGGUUUGCUUGCUCUCAAGGCUGCUGAAAGAGUACAAGCCUCUACGUUCAAAUGCAGUGUUUCAAUCAAAGGAGUGGUGUUGAUAAACGUUAGCUUAUCAAGAGAAGUAGUCCCUGCCUUUGCUAGGAUACUUCUUCAUACAUCACUUAGGAAGAAGCACUUGGUUCGUCCUUUGUUGAGAACAGAGAUAACCCAAUUGGUGAACCGGCGUGCAUGGUGUGACACAACCAAGCUAACCACUGAUGUCUUAAUGCUCUACAAGGCUCCUCUAUGUUUAGAAGCUUGGGAUGAAGCACUCAAUGAGAUAAGCAAGUUAUCAUAUGAGAUGAUUCUUUCACCUCAAAAUGCAUCAGCUCUGUUGAACUCUGUUGGAGAUCUUCCGGUCUUAGUUGUUGCUGGGACUGAAGAUACUCUUGUUCCUUUGAAAUCCUCACAAGCUCUGGCUUCUAAACUCGCCAAUUCUAGAUUUGUAGCACUAUCUGGAUGCGGACAUCUGCCACAUGAAGAGUGUCCUUCAACACUUGUAUCUGCUCUCUGCUCCUUCAUUAGCAGACUGAUACCUAAAGUACCAAACUCCUAAAACUAUCUCAAUGACAAGAGUUUAAUGAAACAACAACAUUUGCAAGAACUCAACAGCUCUUAAGGGAUCAAAACUUCAACUAGAUUUGCUACAAAGGGAGGAGAACCUUACCUUGGGAUCACAUUAUCUGCACAAAUUGGAGCUGGAGCUUUGGCAUUAAACUAACCAAGUGAAUAUAUUCUUCUCGACUGCAACCUGUGCCUCUUCUUAUGUAUCAUGUAAAUGUAAAUACGAUUCAUGUUCAGACUAUUCAGAGAAAAACACAUUGUUUUGCUUACAAGCUUCUAGUCAGAAAAUGAGUUUUAGAUAAA
This is a messenger RNA of Brassica rapa (field mustard), 4617 nucleotides long. RefSeq lists its product as uncharacterized. Gene Ontology annotation, molecular function: catalytic activity. The record is from RefSeq and is a predicted model, not a curated record. Lineage: Eukaryota; Viridiplantae; Streptophyta; Magnoliopsida; Brassicales; Brassicaceae.